Messenger RNA from Coffea eugenioides, 1371 nucleotides. RefSeq names its product ATP-dependent (S)-NAD(P)H-hydrate dehydratase. Gene Ontology annotation, molecular function: ATP-dependent NAD(P)H-hydrate dehydratase activity. The record is from RefSeq and is a predicted model, not a curated record. The transcript has 11 exons. Bases 101 to 1207 code for a protein of 368 amino acids. Gene Ontology annotation, biological process: metabolite repair. NCBI's taxonomy places the organism in Eukaryota, Viridiplantae, Streptophyta, Magnoliopsida, Gentianales, Rubiaceae.
UUUCGAGAAAGUAAUUUUCACUCACCUCAACAAAACCUUCGAAUUUCCGGCAUUCCGCUGCUGUUUCUGACUACUAAACUCCACAGGUUGACAAAGUUUUAUGGUGCGUGGUUUUUCUCCAGCUGCUGCAGCUGCUGUUUUUAGGAGGCAAAAUUUCUUGAUAAGGUGUUUGGGAGGCUACAGAAAAGAGAAGAACUACAGCAACAAUUUCCAUCAUCAUUGUGUUAUCAGAAUGCAUUCUGCCAUGAGCGGUGGUCUCUCUUUGGAAGCUGACGCAGUUAGCAUUUUGAGAUCAAUUACUCCUACUCUUGACCCAACCAGACAUAAAGGCCAAGCUGGAAAAGUAGCUGUCGUUGGUGGAUGUCGUGAAUAUACUGGAGCUCCAUAUUUUUCUGCUAUAUCAGCUCUAAAACUUGGUGCAGACGUAUCACAUGUAUUCUGUACUAAAGAUGCUGCUACUGUCAUAAAAAGCUAUAGUCCCGAGUUAAUAGUGCAUCCUAUUCUGGAAGAAUCUUACAGCAUCAGGAAUGAGGAAAAAGGAUCAAUAUUAGCUAAGGUGAUUGAGGAGGUAGAUAAAUGGAUGGAAAGAUUUGAUUGUCUUGUUAUUGGUCCAGGACUCGGGAGGGACCCCUUUCUCCUUGACUGUGUGAGUAACAUCAUGAAACAUGCAAGGGAGUCCAAUGUGCCAAUGGUCAUUGAUGGUGAUGGGCUUUUUCUUGUUGCAAAUUCCCCUGAUCUAGUUAGAGGUUAUCCGUUAGCUGUUCUGACUCCAAAUGUUAAUGAAUAUAAGCGGCUUGUUCAGAAAAUAUUAAAUUGUGAAGUAAAUGAUGAAGAAGGAAGCAAGCAGUUAUUGGCUCUUGCAAAAGGGAUUGGUGGUGUGACAAUCUUACGAAAAGGAAAAUCUGAUUUCAUCACUGAUGGUGAAAAAGUUAGUGCAGUAAGCAUAUAUGGUUCUCCUCGGCGUUGUGGUGGUCAGGGUGAUAUACUUUCAGGAAGUGUUGCUGUAUUCCUUUCUUGGGCUCGUCAGUCUGCUAAUAGAGGAGAGUUGGGUACGAAUCCAACAAUUUUAGGCUGCAUCGCUGCAUCUGCAAUACUGAGAAAGGCAGCUUCUCUUGCAUUUGAUCAGAAGAAAAGGUCGACUCUUACCAGUGAUAUCAUCGAGUGCUUGGGAAGAAGUUUGGAAGAAAUCUGCCCCGUCAUUUCGUGAUAUGAAUAAACCCAUGAUAGAGUCCGAGUAGUUUGGCUUCUUGCCGGAAUUGGUCAAAACCCGAUAGGGGAAAACUGAUAUAAAACUAAAAGUUGAAGCAUCUUUGUAUGGAUAUUAAUUUUUUUUUAAAAAAAAAACCUUUAUAUGAGAGUUUAAAUUCGCAA